AUGUUAUCCAGUUAUACUUCACUUACAUACAUUUUACUCUUCACAUCGGUAGUAUCUGCCCUACCUGUAUUUCAAAAUAAAAAAAUCGUCACAAGAGUUCAUACAGCUAGCACAACUAAUACAGUGACCGAUUUUUAUUCUACUACAACCGAAGUUAUCGUUGCUCCAACUGUCGAAUACAUUGUUAGUGAUACUGUCACUUUCACUACUACAUUAUACCCAGAAGGUGUUGAUACCACAGUUGAACCAAGUACUACUAUUACUGUAAUGCAAAACAAUGUCAACCCAACCUUCAUUACUGCUCCUUCUUCCAGUUCUUCUGUAAUUGAAACUCCAGCUGUUACUUCUUCUACCACUACUACUUUGGAACCUGCUACUUCUACCACUACUACUUUAGAACCUGCCACUCCUUCUACUACCACUUUGGAACCAACUACUACAUCUUCUGUUUACGUACCAGAAACUACAACUUCUUCAUCUACUUAUACUGCUCCAACUAAAGUCGUUCCUGUCACAGUUUCCACUCAAGGUAAGACCACCACUACAAUGGUCCCAGUUCUAACAGAUGUUGUCAACAACGAACAUAUCGAAGGUUCUACUCCUGCUACCACAAACCAAGUAGCUGCUACUACUACCACUACUGCUGCUGUCGAUCAAUCUACCGAAGUCUCUACCACAUCUAGCAUUGCUUCUGCUACUUCUACUUACAAUUCCAACUCUUUACUAUCAAAGAUCCCAGUCACCUUAGUCUAUUCUCCAUACAAUGAUGAUGGUUCUUGUAAAUCUGCCACUGAUGUCUACAAUGAUCUUUCCAUCAUUAAAGCUAGAGGUGUCAACAAGAUCCGUAUCUACGGUACUGAUUGUAAUUCUUUCGAAACUGUGUUACCUGUUUGUGCACAAUUCGGUAUGACCGUCAACCAAGGUCUAUGGAUCGGUUCUGCCGGUGUUGAUUCCAUCAAUGAUGCUAUCACUCAAUUGAUCACUUACGGUCAAUCUAAUGGUUGGGGUGUAUUUGAUUAUAUUACUGUCGGUAACGAAGCUGUUAUUUCUGGUUACUGUACCGUUGCUGAUUUAAUCUCCAAGAUUGCUUCUGUCAAGAGUCAAUUACAAGCUGCUGGUUAUUCAGGUCAAAUUACUACCUCUGAACCACCAGUGACAUACGAAAACAACCCAGAAUUAUGUACUGAUUCUGCCAUUGAUUUUGUUGGUAUUAACCCACAUUCAUACUUCGACACUUAUUCUACCGCUGAAACUUCUGGUUCUUUUGUCCUUGGCCAACUUCAAUUGAUCCAAAAGACUUGUGGUACUUCUAAUGUCGUUGUUACUGAAACUGGUUACCCAUCUGCUGGUAUUCAAAACGGUGGUAAUAUUCCAUCUCAAGCUAACCAAUUGAUUGCCGUUCAAUCUAUCUUAGAUACUGUCGGUACUGAUGUUACUAUCUUAACCUAUACUAACGAUUACUGGAAGAAUGCUGGUCCAUACGGUAUUGAACAAUCAUUUGGUAUCAUUGAUAUUUUGCCAUAA
Messenger RNA from Maudiozyma saulgeensis, 1524 nucleotides. The record is from the annotation of a GenBank genome assembly. Lineage: Eukaryota; Fungi; Ascomycota; Saccharomycetes; Saccharomycetales; Saccharomycetaceae.